UUUACGUGAAAUAAUAAAUCAAAUAGGUACUGAGUGUUGAUUGAAGUUAUUUGUGUUUAUGGGAAAAGUUUAUCAUAGAUUGGGUCCUAGCACGGAGCACGAGAAAUUACAAAGAAAUGCGUGUGUGUUUAAUUUGCAAAAAAAAGGAUGACGGUAUAAGUGGUUCAUUUUUCCAAGUACCCAAGGAUGAGAUCAAACGAAACCGGUGGAGGCAAUCUUGCUGCUUGCCACUGCAGAGUACGCAAUUUAUUUGUCAAGAUCAUUUUUUGGCCAGCGAUAUUGCGAAUGGUCGCAGGGUUUUGCUUCCAAAUGCUUUACCAUUUGUUUUACCCGACCCGAAUAUGUCUUUCUUAAUGAAAUCCCAGAUUUCGAUUUCAACAAAUGGUAGUUUUGAAGAAACGGAUGCCUCUAUUGAGGAGCUCUCGAGCUUUGACGAAAACCAAACCCAGAUGAAGGCAUCUAAGAGUGAUAUAACCCUCGAAUUGGAAUGCUGGGUGGAUGAAUUGUCGCCGGCUCAAUUGGCCGCUUAUGAAAAAGUGGCUAACGAGCAUAAUGCAAUCAAAAAUGCCCUAAAGAAUGCAUUGAGCGCAAAUGAGGGAAAAGAACUUUUCAAUGGCCAAGUGUUUCAAGCUUAUUCGUUUAAAGGGAAAGUUCUGCAGGAGUUGAAGGAGGCAACUGUGCCUAAAAAACCUCCCAAGACAGAGACCCCUUCCUCUGCUGGCGCCGCAGAAAAAACGUACACUCGGUCUGGACGGAAGAGACCACCAAACUUUGUUUAUUUAGAAUCGUCAGAUGAAGAGGACGAUGAUGUUCCUUUAGCUAAGAGAAUAGCGUCGGCAAAUGCUAAAAAUUCCAAACAUGGAGGUGAUUCGGCAACAUCGUCCGGCAAGACUAGCAAAAAGGGAUCUACUGCACCUACAGCUCCUGACAGUAAGAAAGAUGUAGCUACGCCUGGAAAGAUUGGCAAACCAGGAAAGGACGGUAAAACAAAGGCCGUUAAAACCGAAGGGGAAACACCUCCACCACCCAAUAUCAGACCUUCAGAAGAUUCAGCUGUGGGUGGUUUGAUUGUGGGCACCGAUAAUAAAGAUGGGAAAGCUUCCAAAGAAAAUAAGGAAGGGAAACUUCAGGGAAAAACAUUUCCAUCACUGGUGGUUUUGGCGAAACCGUGGCUCAAAGUCAAAGAUAUGUCUGCAACUCGAAACAAAUUGGAUUCUAAAGUUAAGCUGGUACUGAUGCUAACGCCAAACAAAUUUACCGAGUGGUUGAUCCAGGAGGGACUACUUAAAGCCGAACAGAAGUGCGCCAAUCACAAAACAAAUGACCUAAAGCUGGGUGUGUAUUCCGAUGCAUCUAAGUUUCCCUACACUGGAGGCUAUGUUUGGAUAAGCGAAUGCUGUCCCACACGUUUUGUGUCCGUUUUCCAUGGAUCCAUUUUCGAGGGUGCACCCCACCCACCAUCCUGUAUUCUAAAACUUGUCUACCAUUGGGCCUGUCAGACCAACAUUCAAAAUGUUGUACAAUGGGUGAAAGUCGACAACGUCUACAUAAAGGGCGUGUACACUUGGCUGCGUGCCAUAUGCACGUUGGCUGUUCAUCAAAAGUGCAAAAAAUUAGGCGGUCCCGAUAAGUUUGUGGAAGUUGGUGUAAUUUCAUUUGGCACAACGUCGCAGGAUGGUCAACAAAGACAAUUAAAGGUCGAAGUACUUGGGGUAUUAGAUUAUGCAGAAAAAACAAUAAGACUGCGAGCCGUGGAACCUCUUUCGGACUCCGAUCGUAACUAUAAAAAGCGAUUCCAAGUUAUUUUGGAACCUCUGCAGCGUUGGGUACACAAGGAUAGCACCAUAUGUAUUGAUUUGACUGUGGACAAAAUGACCUUAUAUUCCAUGGGUUUCAAGAACGUUGUGCAAGCAGCCGCUACAGAUAAUUCGGCAAAACAUACCAAUUCAGCAGUUAUGGACUAUUUGAGACGCAUAGUUCCUCGAAUGUUCCAGAAUACUUUGUCACUGCUAUCUCGCCAAAUGAUCCAGCAAUUCCUUGAUGAGUUGGUGUGGCGCGAACAAUUUGGCACCUACGCUUUGCAGGCAUUCAACAACAUUACAGCCCACAUCGCUGAACAAACUCGCAUAAACUGCAACGAGUCUUUGACACAGCGUCUAUAUCACGUGGCCACAAACCCCUUCAAAGAUUGGAGCGUUCUCCCUGCAAAUGCUAAGGAAAUACCUGCCAACACAACGCCCAAGAGGUUGAAAAAACCAAUUAAUGAAGCGGAUUAUGUGAAUGAAAAAGUGAAUGUGAAGAACAUUAAAAAGGAGAAGGAGGAUGACUUUGCAAGUCCCACUACCAGUUCAAAGAAGGGCGGCACCAAAAAGGACGAAUUAAAAAAGACUGCAAGUAGCAAAAAUGCUGUUGCCGUAAAGGGAUCAGCGAAGGCGGCAUCGACAUCAGCGGUGGCUAAGAAAGAAAAUCAAGUGCCGGACAAAAAGGCGUCAAUUGAGGGCAAACCCGGCAAAAAGGGCAAGGAGAAGGACAAGGAAAAGGACGAUGAUGAACUUAAAGGACUAGAAGAGAUGUACUAUGGAGUACAAAUUGGCCACGACAAAUACUAUGAGGAGUUUCCGCUGAAGUCAAUAACCAAAUUCGAGGAAGGCACAAUGGGUGUUUACGCCACAAAAGUUGACUGUCCCAUUUGCGAUACGUCUACGUCCUUCGAAUCUAAUGACAAGCUACAGACUCACUUAGUGUCACAUAUUAAUAUCGACGGAAAAGACCACAAAUUGCAGUGCCUGUAUUGCUUGGAGAAACUGGAUUCCGAGUCCUCGUUAUCGAAGCACUACGGCAUAAUGCAUCCCGAGGAAACGAAAAGCUCGAACUCGGCUUCGUAUCGUUGUUUGAUUUGCCAACAGCGUUUCAAUUCUUUAAAUUUCUUGACUUCGCACUUGCAGAAUAAGCACUCCAUGCUGGAAUUGCCGUUUUAUUGCUACGCCUGUGGCUAUAGGACAUCUUCGCACCGUGAUGCAAUACGCCACUAUUAUGAAGACCAUAAACGGCAUAAUUUCUUGCAGUGUCCUCACUGUUUGGACAUAUACCGGUUCGCUUACAAGGGUCAAGUCAACCAGAGCAACAUUGAAAACUAUUACAUGCAUUUGCGUCAGCAUAUGGGCAAAAAGGAUCCCAAUCUAAGAUGCACAAAAUGUUCUCUUUCGUUCUUAGACAGAGGUGCAUUAAAACAACAUAUUUCCAAUCACCACUCGAGUUUACUGAAAAACUCUUCAAACGUCCGCAAGCUGUUGAAGAACUCAAUGCUGAUACCGCCACCCAAGGUCCGCAGUCAUCACAAGGAACCCCUUCCGUUUACUGUACAAUCGAAAUUGGGAGAAUUUUUCGCUUUUAUUGAUGGUUCCAUAUGUGCCGAAUGCAACAUGGAAAUCCUGAAUGAGCAUCAUUUCACUGGAAAUCUUAAGUGCAAUAAGUGCAAUUUUAAAACUUCGUGUGAGCGUGCAAUGUUCCAGCAUACCAAUGAUUGUAGUGGACCAAGUGGUGCCAAAGACGUCAUGGAAAUGCCUUUGCCAAAUGAAAUGCAUUGCAUAUGUGGAUUCUCAACAGCGAAUGGAAACAAUAUGGCAUAUCAUUUGGCGACAUGCGGUCAGAAAUCGGCAUAUCCAACGCUACAAAUGGCCCAGGAAAAUACUGUAAAGCGCAAUAUGCUUGACAUGUUGGGAUUGGUUAAGAGGGAUGGCGAACCUGGUGGCGAACUGGAUGCUGAUGCGAAUACCACAGCCUACUCGGCGGUAGAGAGCCAAGACGCCUCUGAGGAGCACCAAGCUGGAGACGAUAAUCAGACCAGUGAGGACAAUUUGCCCCAUUCUGAUGAUGCUAUGGACACUCAGUCCUCUUCUAUUGCCCCAGAUCAAACACCAAUACCAUUUGGGCAAAUGGACGCCACUCCUGUUGAUCAACAGCAACAGCACACGCAGAACUAUGGGCACAUUGUGGAUAAUACCAGUCAUCUGCAGGCGACUUCACAUCAACAGUAUUUGGGUUUUUCGCAGAAUGAAGUUGCUCCCCAUACUUUAAAUGCAGCUGACAUCGAUAUGCCACUUAUUGGCGAAUUGUCUGAACCCAGUCCGCUUCCAACUCCUCAGUUCCUAGGAGAGGUGCACACACCUAUGUUUGAUGCGGCCGCCGCUGCUGAGCAGCAACACUAUCAGAUGAUGCAACAACAUCAUAUGCAUCACCAACAACAAUGAAAAUGACCCAAACCCAGGGAGCGCUCCAUCCCGCCCUGGCAAUAUUACUAAAUAUGCCACCUAAAGCUAUGAAAGGCCGAGCCAGCCCACCAUCUAUCCCAAUUUUUACAUACAGAGUUUUAUUGGUUUAACGAAAAUUGUUUCAGAUUUUCGAUAAAUAACUUCUUGUAAUGA
This is a messenger RNA of Stomoxys calcitrans (stable fly), 4424 nucleotides long. RefSeq lists its product as uncharacterized. Gene Ontology annotation, cellular component: nucleus. Bases 117 to 4250 code for a protein of 1377 amino acids. Gene Ontology annotation, molecular function: DNA-binding transcription factor activity, RNA polymerase II-specific; sequence-specific DNA binding. Gene Ontology annotation, biological process: regulation of transcription by RNA polymerase II. The transcript is spliced from 9 exons. NCBI's taxonomy places the organism in Eukaryota, Metazoa, Arthropoda, Insecta, Diptera, Muscidae. The record is from RefSeq and is a predicted model, not a curated record.